AAUUUUCCGACAUUCCUUCUUUCAAAACCUCAUCGGCUCCUCGGUUGGUUUUUCCAAUUUCAAUCACCGCCUGCCCGCAAAUUGGGGAGGUUAAUCCCGAGCCCAACAACUUGGGGAAAACUCAUGAAGUUGCUGGACAAGAUAAUGCAGAAGAAGAAGACGGCGGGGGAGGCCCAGCCUCAGCCCCAGCUUCAGCUCAGAUGGCACGAAGCAGGCCCCGUCCACUGGACCGAGACCUCAGAUUCCGUCUCUCGCCGCUUCCAAUUCGAGCCCGAUGGUCAACUCUCCGUGAAAUUGCUCGAUGACUCGAGGCCCGUUGCUCAUAGGGUGGUCGAUUCCUUUCUGAACAAGUUCUUUCCUUCAGGAUACCCCUACAGUGUGAACGAAGGUUAUUUGAGGUACACACAAUUCAGGGCUCUGCAACACCUCUCGAGUGCUGCUCUCUCCGUGUUAUCAACUCAGUCCCUUCUCUUUGCUGCAGGAUUGAGGCCUACCCCGGCUCAAGCGACUGUCGUGAGUUGGAUUCUAAAGGAUGGGAUGCAGCAUGUGGGAAAGCUUAUAUGCAGCAAUUUGGGUGCUAGAAUGGAUUCAGAGCCUAAGCGUUGGAGGAUUUUAGCUGAUGUGCUGUAUGAUUUUGGUACUGGCAUGGAAGUUCUUUCUCCCCUAUGUCCUAAUCUUUUCCUUGAGAUGGCCGGACUUGGUAACUUCGCGAAGGGAAUGGCAGUUGUGGCAGCAAGAGCAACGAGAUUACCAAUUUAUUCUUCGUUUGCUAAAGAAGGCAAUCUCAGUGACCUUUUCGCUAAAGGGGAGGCUAUCUCAACUCUUUUUAACGUUGUUGGCUUAGGUGUAGGCAUCCAGCUAGCAUCAACAAUAUGUUCGUCAAUGCAAGGAAAGAUGCUUGCAGGACCUCUCCUCUCUGCCAUUCACAUAUAUAGUGUCACUGAAGAGAUGCGAGCUACCCCAGUGAACUCAUUAAAUCCACAGAGAACUGCUAUGAUUGUAGCCGACUUUCUUAAGACGGGAAAAGUAUUGAGCCCAGCUGAUUUACGGUAUCGGGAAGAUCUCCUCUUUCCUGGGCGACUCAUAGAAGAAGCUGGGAACGUGAAAGUUGGAAGAGCCUUACAUGAUGUUUUUAGGCCUUCAAAGAUUAACGGGUGGAAGGAAAAACUUCCGGAGGAGAAGUUUCUUUUAAGUCGUGGCAGUAAAUGGAUCGACAUGGUCCUCGAGCACAAUGCAACUGGUGAAGAUGCGUUGAGGGGUUGGUUGGUUGCCGCGUAUGUUGGAUGUAUGGAGAAGUCUUCUCAUGAGAUGAGCACGCAAGUCUUGCAAGAUGCUUACUUGAAGAUGAGUGAUAUCUUUUCCCCGUUUUUAGCUGAAGUACAAGCCAAAGGAUGGCAUACUGAUCGAUUUCAUGAUGGAACAGGAAGUCGAUUUGCAUGGUAGUGUUAUUGUUAUUUUGAUGGUAUACAUCAUAUUCUUUUGCAUAAUUGCCGCGUCCUCUUUACUGUGCA
Molecule: messenger RNA, 1511 nt
Organism: Eucalyptus grandis
Lineage: Eukaryota; Viridiplantae; Streptophyta; Magnoliopsida; Myrtales; Myrtaceae
Product: protein root UVB sensitive 2, chloroplastic
Exons: 10
Coding region: 124-1443 (439 amino acids)
Biological process (GO): auxin polar transport; response to UV-B
Cellular component (GO): chloroplast envelope
Source: RefSeq, a predicted model, not a curated record